ACCGAGCCCCCACAAUAGCGCGUUUCUCGAAAAAAAUCAACAGGAUAUUCACGGUUCGUCCAUUUUCCCGGAUUUUCAAUGGCUCUCGAUCCGCCUGACGCGCCCUUGGAUGAAGCGACAUCCGAUGCGGAGGUGAAGCUUGACCCGAAAGAAUUAUCCGACGACACAGAUGAUCUGAUCUCGUACGAUCCCGUUCCGUCUGAGGAUGAUUCUAGCAAAUCCUCCUUUGCGGAUGACCUGAUCAAGUGCGAACCGGCCGGAGAAGCAGAUCCCGGCAAUACGCUGGAUACCGAUGAGCUGAUCGCUUACGAACCUGAAUUGACUGAAGAGGAGGCCAACGCCGUUGCCAUUUGUGUGCCGAAGGAAGAGGUCGCAGAAAUUGCAAAACCACAACCACAAAUAGAAAACCCUCGGCCGCAGAUCAGCCACGGCAGACCACACCUACUGGCCGGGAGACCCUUGAAGCUGCCAGCGUCCGGCUAUCUUGGACCAAAAAUUGGCUACUUUGGACCGCCGUCGCAGAUCUUCCGGCUAAUGAUAGCCAGGGUGCAGCAAAUGUUAGGUCCCGAUGCCACUCCCAGCCGCAUAGCCAGCGUGUUACCGCAUCUCCGACGCUACCUGCUGGUGAAGGUAAUGCAACAGCAAGCGCAAGGUGCUUCUGCCAAACGUUUUCGAUGUCGCUUCUGCCCAACAGUAGGUUUUGCUACGGUAACCGAGCUCCUGAAGCACGAUGCCAACGUGCAUCGUGCGGCAGCGAACCGUGGUGGCACGGCACAAAGGGAAUCGACCGAUGCGGCGGUUCUAAACCAGCCCAACAACCAGAACCUACUGAACCGCUUUCUCUGUAUCAUCUGUGGUGUGAAGCACUUCGCAACGAUCGAAGAAACCCGGCAGCAUAUGUACGCGGAUCAUGGUUACGGCGGUGGUAACGAAGAAGAUGAGGAUGAGGAUAACAAUGAGGUCGUCGAAGACGUAGAACCAAACCAGCCAUCGGACGAAUCCGGCGUGUCCGAGGCCGAUUUCGAAGCUGCAGAUGAGUCACUGUCGGAUUAUGACGAAUCCGAAGAAGCGAACGUAUCGGCGUCGAGUGACGAGGGUUGGAAUUCGGGCUCUACUUCCACCUCCGGGAUGCAUUCGGGCGUGGACUCCGAUACAUCGUACGUCUCCUCACCUCCGUCACCAUCUCGCUCGGACAGCUGCCUUUCAUCGUCGGACGAGGACAAACACCGCAAGGUAGUUCAGAAGCUACCGAUCGUCCGCAGAGCCUUACCUAGUAACACCGGACCAGCGCCAGCGAUUGCGUCCAGCAGCAGUCAGUGCACCAUUGAUGAAACGUUAAUAGUGUAUCUGCGAACGUUGACGCUGAAAUCGUUGGAUGCUAAGAUUGCCUCGGAGCACCGAUACCGGUGCUCGUGCAAAGGUUGUCCCUUCCGGUUCACCACGGGCUCUGUGCGCGAUCAGCACGUUCGUUGUCAUGUGAACGACGGUACGAUCGGUAGCCGGUGUGCGGUGGAGAAUGCCUCGAAGCGCCGGCGCUUCAACUUCCGAUGCUUCCGCUGCAACCGGAAGUUCGACACGUGGAAACCAUGCGCAGCGCACAUGUGGCAGGAGCAUCAGAUUGAUAUUGGUCUGCUACCGUGUGUGGUGUGCAAGAAACGCUUCAUCUACGUAUCGCACCUUUUCCUACAUCUGCAAACGCACCGUCCGAAGCAUAUGCGCGAGAUUGAGUGCCGUGUUUGCGGGCAAUUGUUCGCCAACCAGGGCCAACGAGCCGUACAUGAAGCUCUUCAUCGAAAGGCGGCACAACUGGCGGCGACCAAGCAGCAACAAGAGAAAGAGCAACAGCAGCAACAAGCAGAUAAGAAGCGAUCGCAAAAACAACAGUCAGAGCAAGUUGCAACUAAAACGGAAACUAAAUGCAAUGCUGUUAAAAGCGACGAUGACUCAGACAGUAGCAUGGAGAACCAACAACCACAAGCGAGUGGUUCACGGGAUGGGCAGGUUCGUUGGUACUCCGAGCAGCGUUGCCCGACCUGCAAGCAUUUGUUCUCCAACUCUAAGAUCCUGUCGAAGCACAUUAAAACGGUGCACCAUAAAAUUAAACCGUUCAUUUGCAACGUCUGCGGGUACAAGGCGGCCCGGAAGUACACGCUGACAAUCCACAUGCGGCAACACUCUGGCGAGAAACCACUGUCCUGCCAGAUCUGCCCGUUCCGAACGGCCGAUCCGAGUGCGUUGUAUCAUCACGGUAUGCGGCAUAUGAACGAGAAGUCCUACAAAUGCCAAAUCUGUGGCUUUGUUGCAAUCCAAUCCUUUGCACUCAAGACACACAUCCAGACGCAGCACCCGCUCGAUUACGAACGCAUCAAAUGUAAGUUGUGUAGCUUCGCCUCGGUCAAUCCGGAAAUAUUGAAGCGUCACCGAGCGGAUCAUUUGGCCGGGCUGCUGAAAACGCCGGAUGAUGAGGAGAAUGGUGACGAUUCACGCGACGGUGCGAACGGCGGAGCGGAGGAAAAAGCGACGGCGGCGAAGAAAGACGAACCGAAAAACGCACCCGAAUGUUCGUCCGACUGUUUCCUACCGCCCGAAAGUGUUGAUUCGGUGGUGCACGAUGCUGGUGGUAUUACUAUACCGGCACCGGUCAGCGGGGUACCGCCAGACCACACGGAGGACACGCAGUUUCCGAAUUAAUCAUUGUUUUUUUUUUCGAGUUUACAUUAAGCUUGCUUUCGUGGUAGAAAUGAACGAAGUGGGUCUAGCAGCUUACGCGAUAUCUAGGCUAAAGUAAGAAUUACACUCGAAUAGUUGGGCGCACAAUUAACAGGUUGCCAUAGUACUGCGAUGCGAUAGAGUAGCUAAUCCAAGUGUGCUUGAAUUUAAAGGAAACGGUAUGCUAACAGUAAUCAUCUUCACAUGGAAGCUUAGUUUUUGAAGAAUAUUCGAAUCGAUUCGGUUAAAUAUUAACACAGAAAUGAAGGGAAAGUGAUCGUUACUUAGCACUAGGUAGAUAAGCUAAAAGAUAAAACGGGAAUGAACCUAUGAAUUCAAUAACAUCAAAGGCAGUGCGUGUUUCACAUAGGAGACGCAGUCGUUUCCAUAGACACGGAGGAGGCAUUUGAACGAAAUGCAGGAUUAGUAAAGUAAUUCCACGCCUGUUCAAUUUUUCGAAAAUGUGUUAUGAAGGAAUUGUAACGGAGCACCAUAGUUUCUAAGUCCUGAUUAAUGAAAUGAUGUAUGGGAAUGGAAAAUACUUUACGGGAGCGUACAUACCCCGGUCUGUACGGAGAAUAUAUACUAUUCUAUUUAGAAAAACA
Molecule: messenger RNA, 3314 nt
Organism: Anopheles darlingi
Lineage: Eukaryota; Metazoa; Arthropoda; Insecta; Diptera; Culicidae
Product: zinc finger and SCAN domain-containing protein 2
Exons: 3
Coding region: 79-2691 (870 amino acids)
Biological process (GO): regulation of transcription by RNA polymerase II
Cellular component (GO): nucleus
Molecular function (GO): DNA-binding transcription factor activity, RNA polymerase II-specific; RNA polymerase II transcription regulatory region sequence-specific DNA binding
Source: RefSeq, a predicted model, not a curated record